Messenger RNA from Scophthalmus maximus (turbot), 1377 nucleotides. RefSeq names its product ganglioside induced differentiation associated protein 1-like 1 (gene gdap1l1). The record is from RefSeq and is a predicted model, not a curated record. The coding region runs from base 117 to 1217 and encodes 366 amino acids. The transcript has 6 exons. Lineage: Eukaryota; Metazoa; Chordata; Actinopteri; Pleuronectiformes; Scophthalmidae.
CUCCAUCCAUCUCUCUCUCUCUCCAUCCAUCUCUCUCUCUCUCUCUCUCUCUCUCCCUCCUCUCCCCUCGCUUUUCCCCCUCGCUCCUCUCCUCCACACGCACAAAACGCUCUGUCAUGGCGUCUUCCAACCAUGUCACCCCCACCAACUGUAGCUGGUGGCCCAUCUCAGCCAUGGAUGGAGACGGCAAACCCACAGACGGCGAGGAGUGCGACGAGCCGGCGGCGGAGCCGCGGCCCUUCAGUAAAGAGCGGCUCGUGUUGUACCACUGGACGCAGUCGUUCGCCUCCCAGAAGGUACGUCUCGUCAUCAACGAGAAGGGCCUGAUCUGCGAGGAGAGGGACGUGAGCAUGCCGCUGCAGGAGCACAAGGAGCCCUGGUUCAUGAGGCUGAACCUGGGUGAGGAGGUGCCCGUCUUCCUCCACGGGGACGCCAUCAUCAGUGACUACAACCAGAUCAUAGACUACCUGGAGAAAAACUUUGUGGGAGAAACGGUGGCUCGGCUGAUCCCCGACGCAGAAUCGCCUCUCCACGAUCGUGUGCAGCAGUACCGCCAGCUUCUGGACGGACUGCCCAUGGACGCUUACACACACGGCUGCAUCCUGCAUCCAGAGCUCACCAUUGACUCUAUGAUCCCAAAGUACGCCACCGCAGAAAUACGCAGACACUUGGCCAACGCGGCGACGGAGCUGAUGAAGUUGGACCACGAGGAGCCCCAGCUGACAGAACCGUACCUGUCCAAGCAGAAGAAGCUCAUGGCAAAAAUCUUGGACCAUGACAAUGUGAACUACCUAAAGAAAAUUCUGGGAGAGUUAGCCAUGGUUCUCGAUCAAGUGGAGGCCGAGCUGGAGAAAAGGAAACUAGAGUAUCAAGGUCAAAAGUGUGAGUUGUGGCUAUGUGGACCUGAAUUUACGCUAGCUGAUAUCUGCCUCGGAGCCUUGUUGCACAGGCUCAAGUUCUUGGGACUUUCCAAGAAAUACUGGGAGGACGGCAGCCGAGCCAACCUGCAGUCCUUUUUUGUGCGCGUGCAAAAACGCUACGCUUUCCGCAAGGUGUUGGGCGACAUCCACACGACCCUCCUGUCCGCGGUCCUACCCAACGCCUUCCGAAUGGUAAAAAAGAAGCCGCCGUCCUUCUUCGGCGCCUCUUUUCUCAUGGGCUCGCUGGGGGGGAUGGGCUACUUUGCCUACUGGUUUUUAAAAAAGAAAUACAUGUAGUGAAUGCCCUCCUGUUGUGUUAAAUGUCUGUGUAUUUGUGUGAUGUUUCAACUUUUCUGUAAUGUUUUAUGACUGCAGGAAAACAUAAUGAAUCUAUAUAGAGAACACUAUUACUUACCUGGGCGAACAAAGAAAUAUUAAAACAUUCCAUAAUAAGAAA